CUUGGGCGGAACGUGGCUCGCUCGGCAAUAGUUAGUUACUUCAACUCCACGAUAUAAUCGCACUUAUAAUUGGUGAUUGACCGUACUAAAUAUGGGUAAGGAACCUCGAACUAUAGUCUCAAUUGGGCCAGAGGCAUAACAAAUCGAAGCCCCAAAAUACUCGCUUGCAAAUAAGGUAUGGCGCUCCUUCAUGCACCUGUGCCCAAUGUACAGCCUCGUGUCAUGCAUCUAUCCUUCGGUCCAUUUUCUCCGCUACACUGUCAAAGUUAUUCCUGGAAAGCUUGACGACAAGUGAUUGAUUCCGGUACUGUUGAUCGCAUUGGCACGAUUGUGCUUGCCACUCAAUACUUGAGUACCCUGUAAACAAGCUGGACUCGGACCACUCGAGAUCUUACAUACAUGGCAGACCCAGUUGGAGCUGGCGCUGGGAUAGUUGGCGUCAUUGGUCUAGCUAUCCAGGUCACGCAGGUUGUGGUCCAAUUUAGUAUGGACUGGAAAAAUGCGCCAGAUGAUGUUAAAGCAUUUAUGGCUGAAUUAGGGGCUCUCAAGACCGUGUUAUCAGAAACAAAUGCCAAUAUCCUCCUUAAUGCAGACUUCGAAGCAGCCUUUCAGGACCAACCGUCGGUACUACUGUCUCAGUUGGGGCCUAGUUCCCCAUCAACAACAGACACAAAACGCUUGCUGGAGAUCUGCAAGGGAGAGCUGGAAUCGUUACUUAAAGAGCUGAAAAAGAGGGGAGAAGGUCACCAAUUAGGUUGGGGGAGAUUCAAAAGUGCUUUUUUGGCUCAAGAUACUCGAGAUUCAGUUGAAAAUCUAUGCCGACAAUGUCAACUGUUGAACAGCAUGCUCUCAAUCGACGCGGCCGUACUUGGAGCAACUACGUAUAAAGAAGUCAAAGAGGCAAGGAAAGAGCAGCAGGAAUGGCACCAAGCUGAGGAAAAGAUUUCUAUGGCUAUAAGAGGUGGCGUAGACGAGUCUAACUGGCGACAAGAGAAUCAAUUACGGAAGCACCAGGAGCAGGCCAUUCUCGAUUGGCUUACCCCUAUAGAUUACGCUCCUCAACAGAGCGAUUUUAUCAGUCGGCGACAAACAGGGACUGGACAGUGGCUUCUCGAUUCGACAGAGUUUCAGUCAUGGCUUACAACAGAAAAACAGACGUUGUUCUGUCCAGGAAUUCCAGGUUCAGGGAAGACAAUUCUUACGUCAAUUGUGAUAGAAAAGCUUAUCGCCCAAUUUCGCAACGAUAAAAACAUAGGAAUUGCGUACCUCUAUUGCAACUUCCGGCGCCGAGAUGAGCAGAAGGUUAAUGACUUAUUAGCAAGUCUUCUCAAACAAUUAGCUCAAGGUUUAAACCCUCUGCCAGACGCUGUAAAAUCUCUCUACGCUAAACAUAUUAAUAUCCGGACGCAACCAACAUUGGAUGAGAUCUCACAGGCUCUAGAGUCGGUUGCUACUUUGUAUACAAAAGUCUUUAUCAUUGUUGACGCCCUCGAUGAAUGUUUAAUUACAGGUAGUCACCGAUCAGAUUUUCUAUCGAAGACCUUUGAUGUCCAAGAAAAGAGUGGAUCAAACCUGUUUAUGACUUCGAGACACAUACCAGAAAUCACAGAAAUAUUUCACGGGUCUAUAUCGUUGGAGAUUCGUGCAUUGGAAAGUGAUGUUCGGAGGUAUGUGGAUGGCCACAUAUCAAAUCUGCCAUCUUUCGUUAGACGCAGUCCCGAUUUACAAGAGGAAGUUAAGACUGGGAUCGUGGAAGCUGUUGAUGGCAUGUUCUUGCUCGCCCACCUUCAUCUUGAUUCUUUAAUUGGAAAAAGAUCACCGAAGGCUGUCCGAACUGCAUUGAAAUCGCUGCCCUGUGGAUCUAAGGCAUUUGACGAUGCAUAUAAGGAUGCCAUGAUUCGAAUUGAAGGACAACUGUUGGAUCAAAAAGACCUUGCUUGGCAGGUUCUAUCAUGGAUCACUUGUGCUAAAAGACCAUUGACAAUGUCUGAACUCCAGCAUGCACUUGCGAUAGAACUAGGCGAAUCUAGCCUCGACGAAGAUAACCUUCCACAAAUUGAAGAUAUGGUCUCAGUUUGUGCUGGAUUGGUUACUGUCGACGAGGAAAGCGAAAUCAUUCGAUUAGUUCAUUAUACGACACAGGAGUACUUUGAGCGAACGAUGGAAACAUGGUUUCCAAAUCUAGAGGCUGAAAUUACGAAAAUCUGCGUUACAUACCUCUCAUUUGAUACGUUUGAAAGUGGAAUCUGCCAGAACGACAGGGAGUUUGAAGAACGGCAAAGGUCAAACCAACUUUACAACUACGCCUCAUUUAAUUGGGGUCACCACGCUCGCGAAGCUUGUACAUCUAUCCCAGAAGUCCACAGUUUUCUUAAAAAACGUGCUCAGAUUCAGGCAUCUAUCCAAGUACUACUAGUUAAGAAAGCAACUUACUUGGGCGAGUCACAGUAUAGCCAAGUCUUUUCAAGAGAGUUGACGGGGCUGCACUUAGCAGCACAUUUCGGAGUUGAGAAAACAGUACAGCACUUGCUCGGCACUAAUAUUCCAGAUGAGCUAGAUGGAUAUGGCCGAACGCCGCUGUCGCGGGCUGCAGAGAAUGGGCAUGAAGCCGUAGUCAAGCUGCUGUUAGCGAAUAACGCCGACAUUAACCUAAAGGAUGAACUGUAUGGUCAGGCGCCCCUGGCUUGGGCUGCCAAUAGCGGCCAGGAAGCUAUGGUUAAGUUGCUACUAGCGAACAAGGCCGAUAUCGAACUGAAAUGUACAAGGUAUGGCUGGACGCCACUACUGUGGGCCGUAGUGCAUGGGCCCGAAGCUGUAGUGAAGUUUCUACUAGAGAGCGGAGCCGAGAUGAACUCACAAGAUAACUCUGACCGGACAGCGCUGUCAUGGGCUGCAGGGUAUGGGAAAGAAGCUGUCUUCAAGCUGCUCUUGGAGAAAGGCGCUGAUAUCGACUUAAAGGAUAAGGAUACCCGCACACCACUAUCAUAUGCUGCAGAGAAAGGACACGAAGCUAUAUUAAAACUACUGCUAGUAGACAGUGCUGAGGUUAACUUAAAGGAUACAUGGAUGGAAAGGACGCCGCUAGUAUGGGCCGCAGCGAAUGGACAUGAAGCUGUCAUCAAGUUACUGGUACUACACAAUGCCGAGAUCGACAUAGAGGACACCCAUGCCCGAACGGAGCUAUCGCAUGCUGCAGAGAAUGGGCAAGAAGCUUUAGUUAAGCUACUGCUCGCCCGCAAUGCCAAGGUCAAUGUAGAGGACAAAUGGGAACGGACGCCGCUGCUGUAUGCUGUACAGGGUGAUCAUGAAGCUGUAGUCAAGCUGCUGUUGAAGCAACAUGCUAAAAUCGACUUGAAGGAUACAACUCAUGAGCAGACGGCGUUGUCGUUGGCGGAAAUGAAAGAGGAUGAGGCUGUGAUAAAGCUACUACAGAUACACAAGAAGGAAGAGUGCGUAGUCUGUUAAUCCGACCUACAAAUAAUCACCAAAACUAUGCCA
Messenger RNA from Pseudogymnoascus destructans, 3498 nucleotides. RefSeq lists its product as uncharacterized. Lineage: Eukaryota; Fungi; Ascomycota; Leotiomycetes; Thelebolales; Thelebolaceae. Gene Ontology annotation, biological process: innate immune response. The transcript is spliced from 2 exons. Gene Ontology annotation, cellular component: cytoplasm. The coding region runs from base 400 to 3465 and encodes 1021 amino acids. The record is from RefSeq and is a predicted model, not a curated record. Gene Ontology annotation, molecular function: protein binding.